UCCUCCUGCUCAUUCGAAGCUAGAGCUCGUGCUCAAUAGUGUUCUCCUACUCGUUCGAACCUAGAGAUUGUGCUUGUUGGAUUGUUGUAAUUGAUAUAAUCACAUUCACUGGUCUGCUCCAGGGAGUCUACUCGGAACAGUGACUAAUUCAACCAUGACAAUUGGAGGGAUUGUUUUGGGUUCCUUUAUGGGUUCCUUCUUUUCAGUCCUAUUCCACAAGUUGACUUCUCUCACAUUAGUCUAUGCACAACAUGAAGGAAUUAACACUUCUCUCCUCAAGGAGUGGAAUGAGAUGCUGGGCACAAUCAAUGCAGUGCUGACUGAUGCAGAAGACAAGCAACUCAGCGGUAACCCUCUAGUGAAGCUGUGGCUAGAUGAUGUUAGGGACUUGGCCUAUGAUAUGGAAGACUUGAUUGAUGAAUUAGUGAUCAAAGUCACUCAAGUUAAGUUGGAGGCAAAAUCCAACACAAGCAAAGGUCUGGAAAAAUGGAAGUUCUCUUUCUUUGGUCGAGAUAAAUCCUCCGGAUCGAAUCCAAACCUAGGCUUGUUCAUGUUUGAAACCAAGGUACAGGAGAUUAGUGGCAGGUUGAAAGUGAUUGUCACUAGGAAGGCUCUUCUAAGCUUAAGAGAGAAUGUUGUGGACAGAUCCAACUACACAAACAAAAGGGAUCUAACCACUUCUUUGCCAGAGCCUCGGUUUUAUGGUAGACAGAAGGAAGAAGCACAAAUACUCAAACUAUUGAUUAGUGAAGUUGAAAAUUCCGAUGCCGUGUUGAGCAUGAUCCCAAUAGUUGGGAUGGGUGGCGUUGGAAAAACGGCCUUGGCUCAACGGUUGUAUAAUGAUGUCAAAGUAUAUAGCUGUUUCGAGAAGAGAGCGUGGGUUUGUGUGUCAGAUGUUUUUGAUGUUCUUCACAUAACAAAAGCUAUUUUGCGGUCAAUCAUUGGGUUGUCAUGCCAGGGUGAAGAUCUUAAUGGGCUUCAAGUUAAGUUGAAGGGCAAUCUAUCUGGGAAGAAGUUUCUUGUGGUUUUAGAUGAUAUAUGGAAUGAGAAAUAUGAAAAAUGGACUGCCCUCUUAAAGCCAUUUGAAGCGGGAGCUAAGGGGAGUAAGAUCAUCAUCACGACUCGCAACCUUGCUGUUGCUUCCAUAACUAGAGCAUCACCUUAUCAUUUGAAGGAAUUGUCCCUUGACAAUUGUACAAGCUUAUUAGCCUUUCAUGCUCUUGGAGCAACAAAUUUUGAGAGCCAUCCGGAAUUUAAAACAAUAGGUAAGAAAAUAGCUGAAAGAUGUAAAGGUUUACCUUUGGCGGCGAAGAUGCUAGGCGGUGCCCUACGUAAUAAAAGGAAUCCUAGUGAAUGGGAAGAUACCUUAAAUAACAGAAUAUGGGAUCUUCCGAUGGUAGAGAAUGAUGAAGUUCUCCCUGUCUUGAACUUGAGUUAUGUCCAUCUUCCUUGCCAUUUGAAGAGAUGUUUUGCUUAUUGUGCAGUAUUUCCCAAGGAUUACGAAAUUGAGAGAGAUGAGCUGGUACUCUUAUGGAUAGCCGAGGGCUUUUUAGAUACACAAAAAGUAAAGGGGGAUAAUUUCAAAUUAGGACGAAAUUACUUUGAUGAGUUAGUAUCCAGAUCAUUUCUUCAACAAUCAAGUGUCGACGCAUCUAAGUUUUCAAUGCAUGAUCUUUUGAAUGAUCUAGCAAAGUCAAUUGCAGGAAGUGCAUACCUUUGCUCUGGGGAGUCUCACUUGGCAACUAAUGAAGAAGACACAUCUCUCGGGAAAAUUCGUUAUGCAUCAUUCAUCUCAUCGCAUUUUGUUACAUCAAAAUGCUUAAGAGAAUAUCACCGAAUGAAGGUACUAAGAACUUUAAUGCUACUGCAUAAUGGAUUUAGAGGGGACACUUUCUCUAUUUCCAACAAGGUGCUACAUGACUUGUUAACGGAAUUGAAGUACUUGAGGGUGCUCUCAAUAUGUCAUUGUGACAUCAUAGAGGUACCAAAUUGCAUUGGUGAUCUAAAACAUCUUAGAUAUCUCAAUUUCUCGUACACUGAUAUCAAAAGGCUACCUGAAUCAAUUGUCAACUUGUGCAAAUUACAAGUUUUGAUCCUAAGAGGUUGUCAAAAACUUUCAAAGUUGCCUCGAGGCAUUACAAAAUUGGUUAGUUUACAGAUUCUUGAUGUUAGAGAUACAAGGAGUCUUAAAGAGAUGCCGUUGGGUAUUGGUAAUUUAAAAAAUCUUAUUAUCUUGUCUAAGUUUGUGGUACGACCAGAGAAAGGGUCACAGUUAGAGGAGUUAAAGAAUUUGCCACAUCUUCAAGGAGAAUUAUUCAUAUCAGAAUUGCAAAAGGUGGAAAAAGUUAGAGAUGCAAUUGAUGCUAAUUUGAAUCAAAAGCAAGGCCUUACCAACUUAUCCUUGCAUUGGGAUGAAAAUUUGGAAAAUCUCCAGAAUCAUGAGCGGGAAGCACAAGUGCUUGACUACCUAUGACCUCACAUUGAUCUUGAAAAUCUUAAUAUUUUAAACUAUGGUGGUGCAAAAUUCCCGUCAUGGUUAGGUGGUCCAUCCUAUUCUAAGAUAGUGUCUUUAUGCUUGUGGGGCUGUCCUAAUGUUAUAUCACUUCCUCCGCUUGGACAACUACCUUCAUUGAAAGAAUUAUCUCUUGAAGGUCUACACACAGUAAGAAUGAUAGGUUCUGAAUUUUAUGGUGAUAGAAGGCCUUUCUCAUCCUUAACAACUUUGAAGUUGAAAGAGAUGUUGUCAUGGAAGAAUUGGUCUCCUUAUGUUGGGGGCCCAAAAGAAGAAGUCGCAUUCUCUUGUCUUCAACAUCUUGUUGUCCGGUGCUGUCCUUCAUUGAUUAGGACAUUACCUCAUCAACUUGAUUGUCUCAUAAAACUAGAAAUCCAUUCAUGUCCGCUUUUGAAUAAUUCAACGAAUGAGGUUUGUUUUCCGUCUCUCCGUGAGUUAUACCUUGAGGAUUGUAACAAGGAAAUCUUAAAGAGCUUGGUCAACCUAACUUCUUUGACCAUUCUCAAAAUUGAAAAUCUUGCCGAGCUUGUUUGCUUUGAUCAUGUGUUUAUGAGGUGCUUGGUCAAGCUAAAGGAUCUUCAUAUAGAACGGUGUGACAAGCUUAUAUACUUGUGGCAAGAUGAAAAUAUAAUGCUAAAUCUUACUUGCCUUCAAGAAUUAGCCAUUGAAAGCUGCCCUCGAUUCACAUCUUUUGUGGCAGGAGAAGGAGAAAUAGAGUUGUCGUGCAACUUUGAAAGGAUGGAAUUGAGUAAUUGCAUAAGUUUAGAAAAGCUUCCAAGCAAGAUGCACACAUUCAAACAUUUGAUCAUUAGGAGGUGUCCAAAAAUCUUGGGACCAACCAUUCCUUUAGAUGACCCUAACAACAAUAACCCGAUAUCUCAACUUGAGUAUCUGCGGAUUGUAAAUUGUGAUUCUCUAAUAUUGUCUUUGUUUGCCAACGAUAGACUUACUGCUUUGAAGAAACUUUGUAUUUGUGAGUGCAAGGGAGUGGAGUCGGUGGAAACGAUCAUCAUAGAAUCACUCAAAGAAAUGAUAAUUGAUGGCUGUCCAAAUCUAGGAAGCCUACCACAGUGCCUUCACACGCUCUCCCAUCUUGCUCAUUUGGAUAUAAGUAAUUGUUCAGCACUGGAGAUAGAUGAAUUCCCUUCCCUUCCCAUCACCCUGUCGUGUCUUAUAAUUAGUAAUUGUCCGAAGAUAAAGUCUCUACCAAAUCAGUGGCAUCAUCUUACAUCCCUCGAGACGCUAUUCAUCGAGGAUUGCCAAAAUAUCAAAUGCUUCCCCAAAGGAGGUUUGCCUCCCAAUUUGCAUCGCCUUUUAAUAAGAGGGUGCGAGAAUCUGAAGCAGCCAGUGAGAGAAUGGGGCUUACACCUACUCACAUCCCUUCGAUGUAUGUUAAUUGACUUUUGCAUGGGAGGGGAGGGAGAGAAGAUAUGGUUUCCUUCGGAGGACAGGGAUGCGUGGAGUCUUAUCUUUCCUUCCUCUCUAAUGUAUCUUCGCAUUUGCAAUAUGUGGAAUGUUGAAAGACUAUCAAAUGGUCUUCUCAACCAUCUCUCCUCUCUCAAACAUUUAUGGAUUGACUCUUGUCCGAAGCUGAGGUACUUGCCAGAGGAUGGCUUCCCUCCCUCCCUCCAAGAAUUGUACAUAGAGAAAUGUGAGAUUCUGAAAGAUAGAUGCUCAAAACUCACUGGUGACUAUUGGCCCCUAAUUCAAGAAAUCCCUCUCAUUGAGAUAGAUUGGGUGCGGAUCCAAUGAAUUGAUUCUUUCAUGCACAGCCAGUUUUCUCGGAUUAAAGGCAACACACUGCAAAAGAGUUUUUCUUAUCUGUAUUACUGAUGGUCUCAGGAUCUGGUGAUUUGUGGUUAAAAGUUGCUGCAUUUGGAGCUUUCCAGUUACACCAGGAUUUUGGAUAAGAAAUAUGAAAAAUGUGGAAGAACCAUUAAUAGCGGAGGACAUAAGAUGCGUGGGCCUCCUAUUUCCUUCCUCUCUAACCUCUUCAUGGAUGAAAAAUAUGAGGAACGUGAAAAGACUAUCAAGUGGGCUUCGCAGGCAUCUCUCCUCUCUCAAACAGUCAUAUAUUUUACAGUUGCCGGAUGUUGAGAAUAUCCCACUGUCUUCUGCAUUUGGCAAAACCUCUCCCGGUGAUCAAAUGCAAACAUUGUUGAGAUUUAUCUGUAUCACGAUGUCAAUUAUUGAGGUCUACAUUCAAAGUCAAACGAAGCAGCUUUCGUACCUCCAACAACAGCAGCGACUGAAGAGAUGCAAAAAUUGGGGUUUUCGAGUUGGCAGAUUACAAUCCAUUUCAAUCUGACUUCCUUGUCGAAGUUAACAGUUCAUCUUUAUUCUAUUUAACUUCCCACGCCAUCUCAGAGAACAUUUUCUUUUUCUUUGUCGCAAAGGAAAGACCGAGAGGAGCAAUCAAGGAGACUAUGCUCUGUUACCAUUUUGAGUAAUUGUAAAAGUUUCACGUC
Molecule: messenger RNA, 4980 nt
Organism: Eucalyptus grandis
Lineage: Eukaryota; Viridiplantae; Streptophyta; Magnoliopsida; Myrtales; Myrtaceae
Product: putative disease resistance RPP13-like protein 1
Exons: 6
Coding region: 155-2473 (772 amino acids)
Biological process (GO): defense response to other organism
Molecular function (GO): ADP binding
Source: RefSeq, a predicted model, not a curated record